Psylliodes chrysocephalus is the source of this 438-nucleotide messenger RNA. Lineage: Eukaryota; Metazoa; Arthropoda; Insecta; Coleoptera; Chrysomelidae. The record is from the annotation of a GenBank genome assembly.
AUGAAGUUAACUUUGGGAUGUAUUUUGAUGCUGAUAGCAAUAACAAAUUUCAACGUGGGUAGCACAUAUAGGUUAAAGAGGUCUCCUCAAGAUAAACCAUUUGAAAUUAGUCACAUUACAAAAACAGAUGAAGAUGGUAACCUCAAUGCUGGUGUUACUGUGAAAAAUGAUAACUUCAGUAUAGGUUGGGACCAAGUUUUCGAUGGAUCCGGUAAAUCUAAACCAAAUUUCAACAUAGGUGGUGCAUUCAAGUUCAAAAGGUCUCCUCAAGAAGAACCACCAAAAUCACCAUGGGAAAUUAGCCACGUUACAAAAACAGAUGAAGAUGGUAAUAUCAACGCUGGUGUUGAUGUGAAACAUGAUAAUUUUAGUUUUAGUUGGGACCAAGUUUUCGAUGGUUCCGGUAAAUCUAAACCAAGUUUCAACUUUAAAAUUUAA